AGUGCAUGUGCAUAGCAAAGCUAGUCAGGGCGGAGGAUGCAGGGUGUGCGCAGGGAGAGGAGAGGGGGACCCGUUCGACAGUCAGCUGUGCAAAGUGUCAUGUUGUCGAACCGUUUGCCGUUCGGUGCCGUGUCGUGAGAAGUGUCCUAAAUUGCCUCCCCAUUGAUUUUACGGAAUUUGGCUCUUAAGUUUUUCUAAAAAUGAAAAUUUAAACUCUUAUUCGCAUCAAAACAUUAAAAUAUAUAAUCAGUGUUGGAAAGGAGAUGUGAAUCACUCCGUGGUGGUCAUGGCGACGCUCAUCCAAGAGAAUGGUAUUAAAGAGCUGAGCAAGGGCACCCACGGGGUAGUGGCAAACCAUGGCAUAUCCACACACAGUGUCCCAACACAUAUGGUGCCAGACCAUGAAUAUUGCGAGACGACCGCACAGACUCCGUCUCAGCGACAGGCUAUCACUGAGCUUGCACCGACACAGCCCGCCGUUGAUGAAGAAGAGGAGACUCCAGAAAUUGAUAUCAUGAUAAACAAUGUCGUGUGCAGUUUUAGUGUUAAGUGCCACUUGAACUUGAGACAGAUUGCAUUGAAUGGUGUUAAUGUAGAAUUUCGACGUGAGAAUGGAAUGGUAACGAUGAAGUUACGCCGGCCGUACACGACGGCUUCGAUUUGGUCGUCAGGACGCGUGACGUGCACGGGCGCCACCAGUGAAGAUCAAGCCAAGAUUGCUGCUCGACGUUAUGCACGCGCCUUACAGAAACUCGGCUUUGAAGUGCGCUUCCGCAACUUUCGUGUAGUCAAUGUAUUAGGAACAUGUAGAAUGCCAUUUGGCAUACGGAUCAUAUCUUUCUCCAAAAAAUACAAGGAAGCAGACUAUGAACCAGAACUGCACCCUGGCGUAACCUAUAAACUGUACAAUCCUAAAGCGACACUAAAGAUAUUCUCCACUGGUGGUGUGACUAUCACAGCCCGCAGCGUGAACGACGUGCAGUCCGCGGUGGAGCGCAUCUUCCCGCUCGUGCACGAGUUCCGCAAGCCGCGCUCGCCCGCCGACGAGGAGGCGCUGCGACAGAAGCGAGCGGCGCGACAGGCCCCGCCCCCCGCCGCGCCGCGCCCCGUCCCGCCCCGCGCCGCCCCCGCUGACGCCCUCAAUCUCGUCACGCUCUCGGACGACGAGGGCGCCGCCGCCUGGGAGUGACGCGCCCUCCGUUUGGCAUCCAACCGAUGACUGACGGUUGAUAGUGUUAUCGCGUGUGACUUGUCGGCGACCUGUUCGGUUCAUGCCAAAGAUAUUUAUUAGGGAGACGCUUCGCGCUCGGCCGGGCCCCGCCCGCGCUUCUUCGCUCUUCGUCUUCGCGAAUUUAUCGUUUGUCGCUCCCGUCACCUCUAUAGUGUACGUAGAUGGAAAUCUUAUCGUUUGCGUCGAAACCAAAAUGAUGAUUGUUCGUUAACUAAUAUUGAUGUUCGUGAAAUAAAUCUCGAUGAGGAUACUCAGUCUCGUUUUUAAUUUGCCGCUGUGAAGAUUUUGUAGUGAUUUUAGUGUUCUAUGGAAUUUGUUUAGAGAAUGAGGACUGAAUGAUUAGACAAUAGUCAAUUGUAAAUACUGAAAGCUUGGACAUUAUAUGUUUAAAUAA
Bombyx mandarina (wild silkworm) is the source of this 1625-nucleotide messenger RNA. RefSeq names its product TATA box binding protein-related factor 2. Gene Ontology annotation, molecular function: DNA binding. NCBI's taxonomy places the organism in Eukaryota, Metazoa, Arthropoda, Insecta, Lepidoptera, Bombycidae. The record is from RefSeq and is a predicted model, not a curated record. Gene Ontology annotation, biological process: DNA-templated transcription initiation.